UGUGAGUUCAUCGUCACUUUCUUAGAUCCAUCCGACAGGACCAUGCUUGGGGUUUAAUGUCGAACUUACCUGGUCAUAAUUUGCACUAAUUUACCUAGGCCUUUUACUUUUUUAUAUAUGAUUUUUACAUGGUGGCAUUAACCUACGUUUGUCUCGAGCUCUGGUCCCCUAAAUCCCGGUACCGUACAAUACAUCUUCACUUAUACCACACUACGUCUUAGCUGUACCGUGGUGCGAGUGAGAAAGGUGGAGGAAUAGAUCACCAAUCAAAAAGCAACGAGCCACCAUAUAGCAAACCGAAGAUGCUUCUCCCAUCCCUAUCGACCGUCGGCAUCCUCGUCGUCAUCCUCCCGCUACUAUACAUCUACACGGCGUCCGUAGCGCAGACGCGCCUGCCGAUGCUCCGCGGCAAGCGCAUCUGCUUGCUGAUCGCGCACCCGGACGACGAGGCCAUGUUCUUCGCCCCCACCGUCCUCGCUCUCACCCGCCCCGAGCUCGGCAACCACGUCAAGAUCCUGUGCUUGAGCUCCGGGAACGCGGACGGCCUCGGCGAGAUACGCAAGAAGGAGCUUGUGAAAAGCGCCCUGCUGCUAGGUCUUGCCCGCGAGGACGACGUCCUGGUUUACGAGAGCCCCGAUUUCCCCGACUCUAUGACCACAACCUGGGACGCCAAAAAAAUCUCCGCCCUCCUAACCAGCGCCUUCGCGCCGCGCCCUUCCACCACCACCGCUCUUCCAAAACACCCCUCCUCUUCUUCUUCUUCUGUCUCCUCCGAUUCCCUAACCCCCCCCAACGCCACCGUCGACGCCAUCGUCACCUUCGACUCGCGCGGCGUCUCCUCGCACCCGAACCACAUCUCCCUGUACCACGGCGCGCGCGCCUUCGUCGCCGCCCUGACCCGCGCCCGCCCCGGCUGGCGCGCCCCCGUCGACCUGUACACCCUGACGACCGUCGCGCUCCCGCGCAAGUACGCCGGCUUCCUCGACGUGUUCGCGACCGUGGGCUCGCUAGCGCUCGCGGGCCCCGGCGCCGCGAGCAGCAGGAGCGAUAAAGGGAAUCCGAGCCUGUUGGUUAGCGUGAGCGCCCUGGCCUGCGGUGGUCGCGAGACGUACGGCGCCGCCAGGCGCGCUAUGACCGAGGCGCAUCAGAGCCAGAUGGUCUGGUUCCGGUGGGGGUGGAUCGCGAUGAGCAGGUACAUGUACAUAAAUGACCUGCGGUUGGAAAAGGUCAAGUCGUGAUCACCUAGGUACCUAGGUAGUUAUUGUCGAGAUUUUUUUUUUCGCCGGUUUUGGAUAUAUGAUAUAUGUGAGAAAAUGAUAAAGCGUUGAUUGAUUCCGUGCUAUGAAGCUAUGAAGCUGUGAAGCUAUAUAUCUGGUGAAGUAUAUAUAGUACGAGCCCUUU
Molecule: messenger RNA, 1401 nt
Organism: Daldinia caldariorum
Lineage: Eukaryota; Fungi; Ascomycota; Sordariomycetes; Xylariales; Hypoxylaceae
Product: LmbE-like protein
Exons: 2
Coding region: 303-1238 (311 amino acids)
Biological process (GO): GPI anchor biosynthetic process
Cellular component (GO): endoplasmic reticulum
Molecular function (GO): N-acetylglucosaminylphosphatidylinositol deacetylase activity
Source: RefSeq, a predicted model, not a curated record